AUGGAAAACUUACCACCACCCCUAAAACUCAUUUUCCAGAACGUUCAAGUCAGAACCCAUGCCGAUCUCCUGUCAUACGCAGGGCCUAUGCACCACCUCCUGCAAAUCGAUCAGCAAGUGACUCCUAUCUGCAUGGACUCCAAUGCCAAACAAUGGUCAAAGGGCCAGCGCCACCUCUUCGUCCACAAAAUCCCUCGCCUCUGGCGCGGUAUUCUCACGAUUCCCAACAAUUGUCGCUCGAUCUGA
Molecule: messenger RNA, 246 nt
Organism: Penicillium antarcticum
Lineage: Eukaryota; Fungi; Ascomycota; Eurotiomycetes; Eurotiales; Aspergillaceae
Exons: 1
Coding region: 1-246 (81 amino acids)
Source: RefSeq, a predicted model, not a curated record